GCGUUGCUAGGCUCCCCCGGAAUUAGCCGUUUGUUUACACAUUUCUUUGGCUUUUAGGAACAUCGUUGAAGCGGUCGUUAGGAAAAACUAAAGCAGCGUUGGGAGGUCUGACUGUUUACCUCAAAAAUGCCCUUGUUUGGCAACAUUUUCAGUCCCAAAAAAACACCACCUCGGAAAUCUGCAUCUCUUUCCAAUCUACAUACACUGGAUCGGUCAACACGGGAGAUUGAAUUAGGUCUGGAAUAUGGAUCUCCGGUGAUGAAUAUUGGCGGUCAGAGCUUGAAAUUUGAAGAUGGCCAGUGGAUUUCAGAGUCGGGAGGUAAUGUAUCAGGAAAAGAGGUACAUCGACUGAAGAAAAGGAAUCUACAGUUAGAAGAGGAGAAUAAUCUCCUCAGGCUAAAGAUUGAGGUUCUUCUUGAUAUGCUUUCAGAGUCAACAGCAGAAACACAUCUCAUACAGAAGGAACUUGAAGAUGUGAGGAGUAAUUCUCGAAGAAAGAAAUGAUAAAAGGAAAUUUUCUUCUUUUUUUAUCUUUUUACAGGUUUUUUUUUU
Puntigrus tetrazona (Sumatra barb) is the source of this 552-nucleotide messenger RNA. RefSeq names its product chibby homolog 1 (Drosophila) (gene cby1). The record is from RefSeq and is a predicted model, not a curated record. The coding region runs from base 127 to 504 and encodes 125 amino acids. NCBI's taxonomy places the organism in Eukaryota, Metazoa, Chordata, Actinopteri, Cypriniformes, Cyprinidae. The transcript has 5 exons.